AUGAUUUUCGUCUUACAACCAACAAUUGUUGACGCUGGUCAUAUGCCUCAACCAAGACAUGUUGGUCCCAUUAUUCAAAUGAUUCGUCUCCGUCCCACACCCUGUCAAGUCACAUGUAAUUUCACUUGGUUUUCUUGUCUCGCCUCCGCUUUAAUGAUUACUGAAACCGCUGAAGACCCCUUUACUUUCGGUUGUAUGAUUGCCAAAAGUAUUUGUAUGGCAAGAUGUUCUCCUCUCUAG
Funneliformis mosseae is the source of this 240-nucleotide messenger RNA. The record is from the annotation of a GenBank genome assembly. NCBI's taxonomy places the organism in Eukaryota, Fungi, Glomeromycota, Glomeromycetes, Glomerales, Glomeraceae.